Messenger RNA from Zygotorulaspora mrakii, 816 nucleotides. RefSeq names its product putative signal sequence-binding GTPase GPN3 (gene GPN3). The coding region runs from base 1 to 816 and encodes 271 amino acids. Gene Ontology annotation, molecular function: GTPase activity. The transcript has a single exon. Lineage: Eukaryota; Fungi; Ascomycota; Saccharomycetes; Saccharomycetales; Saccharomycetaceae. The record is from RefSeq and is a predicted model, not a curated record.
AUGUCUCGGGUAGGCGUUUUGGUGAUGGGCCCUGCUGGUGCGGGGAAGAGUACGUUUUGUAAUGAGAUCAUUUCACAUAUGCAAACUAUAGGACGCAGAGCACAUAUUGUCAACUUAGAUCCCGCAGCAGAGCCUAACAAAUACGAAUUCACAGUUGAUAUUAGGGACCUGAUAUCACUGGACGAUGUGAUGGAUGAACUUGAUUUGGGCCCCAAUGGUGCUUUAAUAUAUUGUUUUGAGUACUUGAUGAAAAACUUGGACUGGCUGGAUGAAGAAAUUGGAGAUUAUAAUGAUGAAUAUUUAAUCUUCGACUGUCCCGGCCAAAUCGAACUGUACACUCAUAUUCCAGUAUUGCCUAAUAUCGUGCGCCAUUUGCAGAACCAAUUGAAUUUCAAUCUAUGCGCUACGUAUCUUAUGGAAGCGUCAUUCAUAGUGGACAAUUCUAAAUAUUUCAGUGGAGCCCUGUGUGCGAUGUCAGCAAUGAUAUUGCUGGAGUUGCCGCAUAUCAAUGUUCUGAGCAAAAUAGACAUGAUAAAGGACAGUGUUAACAGAAAAAAGUUGAAGAGAUUCUUGAAUCCAGAUCCUCUUUUGCUAGCAGAUGAAACGAAUGAAGAGACUAAUCCAAGAUUCAAGUACCUCAACCAAUGCAUAGCCAAUCUUGUUGACGACUUUGGAAUGGUUCAGUUUUUACCUCUCGAGGCAAAAAAUCCAGACAGUAUCUCAACAAUUCUUUCGUAUGUCGACGAUGUUACACAAUGGGCAGAGGCUCAGGAACAAAAGGAACCUAAUGAUCAAAUAGAAAUAGAAGAUAUGUAA